Molecule: messenger RNA, 1078 nt
Organism: Wyeomyia smithii (pitcher-plant mosquito)
Lineage: Eukaryota; Metazoa; Arthropoda; Insecta; Diptera; Culicidae
Product: transmembrane protein 231
Exons: 3
Coding region: 12-1001 (329 amino acids)
Biological process (GO): regulation of protein localization; cilium assembly
Cellular component (GO): ciliary transition zone; ciliary membrane
Source: RefSeq, a predicted model, not a curated record
CCGAGAAAAAAAUGAAACUCUUCAAUCUACAUCGGAAAUCGGUUUACAUCCUGUACCGAAGUAAUCUUUGUUCAUUUUCUACCUUUGUAAUCACGUCGCUUGUUCUGCUAGCGCUAGCUCUUCCGUACUACGUCAUACUGAUAGUGAACCCCGGGGGUCUCUGGGACGACUACCGGCUAGUGUACGAGCAACCGGCAGUGAAGUUCACCUAUCGCUAUCUGUUUCUAGCGGAAAUCGAUCAACCGGAGAUUGGCAAUGAAGUUAUCGCAUGCAGUUCGUUCAAUGCAUUCAACACGCUAACCGCCGAACGGCAGCAGGAAUGCACCACGCUAAAGGUGGCAACCGGUGAUAGAAACGAGGAUGGAAAAAUUGACAGCCUUAGCGUGUCGGUCAGCUUCAACUUACCGGACGAGUCGACAGGACUGGUGUUUUAUUCGUUUUACUUCUUUCUAGAGGCUGAAAUAAUGAAUAAUUGUUAUUUUCUCAUACCCGCAUUUAUUUCUCUAAACAAAAUAACUCCUCCGAAGCGGUCUUUCAAUUCCGGAACUAUAACGCAUCGGGGUCACCUCCAGUCCGGUCAGUCGGCUUCCCUGCAGUGUCCCUUCUUCAUGCGUAACAUCAAAACGCAUUUCAAUCACAACUAUCUGCCUAAUGAAAACUUCACCCGGUUGGAAGAGUUUCUACCGGACUCGAUUCAGGCCCGCAUUGAGGCAUCAAAUGCGGCAUAUUUUAAUUUCAACCCACAACGAAUCGACUGGGAACAGGAUGGAUCCGGUGAGGUAACAAUCCGCGUAAAGUUGCUAAUCGGAGGAGAAGAUAGCCGCCAAACAGCGCUUCUGUACAGGGCUUCCAUCUGGCAAAAAGUUCUGCAGCUCUGGAUUCAAUACUUUUCGGUUCUGAUUGUUUUUCUGUGGAUUGCGGAUCUGGUGAAGGAUCGGUUAUUCGAAAGUUUUACCAUUCGAGCGAUGGAAAUAGUACCGUGGAAGGUGAAAAAUGACUAGUAGUGCAAUCAACGCUAUGUUAUAUGUAACGAUUAAAAUUGAAAUUUGAUUCAAUAAAGGGUAAGUCAUUUUUCUAA